Molecule: messenger RNA, 330 nt
Organism: Soboliphyme baturini
Lineage: Eukaryota; Metazoa; Nematoda; Enoplea; Dioctophymatida; Soboliphymatidae
Source: the annotation of a GenBank genome assembly
AUGGGCCAACAGUUCGGCGUCGAUACGUGCGGCUUGCUUGCGAACCUGGCGAAUCAGCUGAUAUACGAAAUCAACACCGUUUCGUCGCUGAACAGCGGAUUGCGAUCAGAGCUGCAGGCCAUAAUGAACAGGAUUCAUCUGUUAGCCAAAGACAGUAACAACAAUAUUCAGCAGCAGAACGCGUGUAAGCAAGUGUGGCAUACGCUGUUGUCCCAGGGCACGCAAAACCUGCUCUCGCAAGGACCUGAAAAUUCAAUAAAUACUCAAUCGCCGGCGAUCAGUUUUUUUCAAAAGAGGACGGAAGAGAUAACCACUGCAGUACAAGAGUAG